GCAGGCUUCUCAACCGAUUUCAGUUCCCAUCAGAUGGAUGUGACAGUCUUGUCAUUAUGACUGAUAACCUCCUGCAGUGUCGGUCUGGGUAUCGUCCCGCCGUGGUUGGAUCCUCGCACCCAAUGAAUGGAUUAAUGUGGAACAGCGAAAUCGAUCAUGCCCAGGGAAGACUCCGCCGCCGACCCAACAUCAAUAUCAUCAAUGUCAUGUCGUGUCACUGUCGUAUGGGCGAGCGACUUGGGCGAUCCUCUCGCUGCAGCUUCUUCUUCUUCUUCCCUCGCGCCUGUCUGUCUGCCUCAUCGGUCUGUCUAUCGGUCUGUACUGGCGGCAGGGGAUAUAUGCUGUCGGCCGUCAUCAAUCAAACUGUACAGUAGGUGGAGUUUGGUGGUGAUGGCACAGACAGACAGCGUACAGUACAGUACACUACACGCCUGCACACGUUGGAUUUCGGGGAGAAUGCACCAACCGAUAUACGCGUACAAAUGCAGCACCAGUACAGUCCAGUAUCUUCCACACAUAUCCCUCUCUCCAUACUGUCUGUCUCUUCACCGUGCUCACACGCCAAGUCCGUCAUUGCCCUUUCUCUGCUUUCUUCUACAUACGCCGGAAGUGGCGUUCGGCUUCAGCCACCUCGACCUGCGUCUGUCCACUUCUCUCUUCCAAAUCAUACGCCUUCUCCCAGCAUUUAAAUCGAUUCCCAUCCAUCUCUAUCCACUUCCUCCUCACCAUCUCCGAUACAACGUGUCAGAGCGGCGUACACCAUCUCUUCGGGCCUUUCUCCGUCAAACACUGGCUCGGGCGUACGGCUGUGAAGGAGGCUAACGAAAUGACCAACGAGUCCGUCUUCUCGUCAUCUGAUCUCUCCACCAACGAGACCUCCCGCGUGCGACUAAUUAUAUCAACGCGGCCUCCCAUUCGCGAACGAGAUGAUG
Dissoconium aciculare CBS 342.82 is the source of this 932-nucleotide messenger RNA. RefSeq lists its product as uncharacterized. The transcript is spliced from 2 exons. Bases 157 to 822 code for a protein of 221 amino acids. NCBI's taxonomy places the organism in Eukaryota, Fungi, Ascomycota, Dothideomycetes, Mycosphaerellales, Dissoconiaceae. The record is from RefSeq and is a predicted model, not a curated record.